Molecule: messenger RNA, 285 nt
Organism: Colletotrichum abscissum
Lineage: Eukaryota; Fungi; Ascomycota; Sordariomycetes; Glomerellales; Glomerellaceae
Exons: 1
Coding region: 1-285 (94 amino acids)
Source: RefSeq, a predicted model, not a curated record
AUGAGGACCGAGGAGGAGGACUGGGAGAUGACCGAUGAGGAUGAGGAGGAGAGAUGGGAUGAUCAACGGGGAGUUGGGAUGGUUUAUAUCGUCAUCGUCCAGUCUAUGAAGAUGGUGUCUGGACUCUGUGACCGGGGACGGCAACUCGGGGCGAUAGGAUGGAUCAUGGCGACAUUACUCGCAGUCCUUGCCAACAUCACGGUCUCUGGAUAUGUCAAGGCCAACAACAACAGGCAGGGGGGAACUCGUGAAGGAGGGCCCAUCAUGGUGUGCGGCACAAGCUAG